GUGCAGCUGUGCAGCGAUGAUGAAAUCCGUGGUAGCGAUGCGCUAGAAGCCGCGACUUGAAACGCGACGAGCUUUGCGGCGGUGGAGCUCGGCGCGGGCUGCUGUUUCAGAGGGAUAGACCGGCUUGGAUGACGCUCAGUUCUCGUGACUUGUUCGAGUCAGGUGGCGGAUGAGGCCGUGUCGAUCGUGAGUAUGGAGGCAUGACGACUUGCGUUGGCGAUUACUUGACAACUCUGCAAAUGGAGAUAAGACCUUGGCUGCUUCGACGCGACGCACAUUCUCUUGGUCUCUUGUACAUGGAAAUCACGACGAUGCUCGACGCGUUUCGACGGACUUCUUCAGAUGCGGAAUGGAGGAUGUCCGCUCAACAGAAGUCGCUUGUCUCGCACCACAAUGGACUGCUGGCCUCCAUCUCCAAGUCAGUCCUGCCUACCUUGUGCAGUACAGGAUCGCAGCAUGACCCAUGGCGCCUUGGCUCUGCACGUGCUGUCCACAUCCAGCCCAGGCCAGAACUGUGUAUCUCUCGAUGCCGAAUGUCGCCACGGUCACUCAUAUGGUCACGUCCUGUCCGUUGCAAUGAUCAGGCAGAUCAGCAAGGCAGUCACGUCGAUCGGCGUCUCAUUGGCCACGCCCCUCACCCUCCGCCUUCCCCUGCCCGCGCCUCCAAACUCUAAAACCCACCGACAGCCGGGCGCGUAGCUAGCCAAUCCGCACCUCACCACACCCAACCCUCCUCCUCCCACAUCACGCUGCUCUGCAG
Molecule: messenger RNA, 760 nt
Organism: Neohortaea acidophila
Lineage: Eukaryota; Fungi; Ascomycota; Dothideomycetes; Mycosphaerellales; Teratosphaeriaceae
Exons: 1
Coding region: 201-674 (157 amino acids)
Source: RefSeq, a predicted model, not a curated record